Messenger RNA from Kickxella alabastrina, 1722 nucleotides. Its product is annotated as WD40-repeat-containing domain protein. Gene Ontology annotation, molecular function: protein binding. Gene Ontology annotation, biological process: ribosome biogenesis. NCBI's taxonomy places the organism in Eukaryota, Fungi, Kickxellomycota, Kickxellomycetes, Kickxellales, Kickxellaceae. The transcript has a single exon. The coding region runs from base 78 to 1403 and encodes 441 amino acids. The record is from RefSeq and is a predicted model, not a curated record.
CUCUCACUCUUUUUUUUAUUUGCUUACUCGAGUAUACUUGAACCUUCUAUAUUACUUUCUUAUAUACACUUUAAAUAAUGGACACGAAAAGCGAAGAGCAGGUGCAAAUUCGGCUGGUUGCCAAGCAGCAAAAGUAUGCGGUUCCCGAGGCGCCGAUCGUUGUCCCGCAGCAGCUCCAGCGCUACGGUCUAUCUGAGAUUGUAAACCAUCUUUUGGGCAACGAAAGGCCCAUUCCCUUUGACUUUCUCGUAGACGGACAGUUCCUGCGCGACAGUAUCUCCGGGUACCUAAAGGAAAAGAGCCUGUCGGCCGAAAACAUCCUGACGCUUGAGUAUGUCGAGUCGAUGCUGCCGCCGACAGAGAUUGCGUCGUACAGUCAUGAUGAUUGGAUUAGCUCUGUGGUUGCUGCGUCCAGGGAUAAGUUUAUUGUUGGGUCCUACGAUGGUAUCGUGCGCCUGUGGAAUGCGCAGAGCGAGUGCGUGGACACACUGGUGGGCCAUGAUUCUGCGGUCAAGUGCGUGGCGGCAGCUACUGCCGGUGGGGCGAAGACCAGAGUGGAGUUUAUCUCUGGGUCGCAGGACCGGACGGCUAUUGCCUGGGGCAUGAAGAACGGUGCGCGGAAGGCCCUGUAUGCGGCCCGCGGACACACGGACAGCAUCGAGGCUGUGUCGAUCAAUCCAUCGAACACGCACUUUGUCACGGCUUCGACAGACUCGACGAUCCGGUUCUGGAGCCUCGCAGCACCCAAGCAGUCGGAGGACGCCAUACUGGAUGACGCCGAGACGGCACCUCUUGCCAAGAAGAGGAAGAGCGCCAACGCGCAGUUCAUGACAAAGGCGGCUAUCGGUACUCUGACCGGUCACGUCGGUGCGGUUACCAGCGUGUGCUUUAACAAGGACCAGGAGUCGCAGAUUUUCUCUGGCGGCUGGGACCACUCUGUGCGCACAUGGGACGUGGCCUCGGGCGUCAACAUGGCGACUAACCUGUGCGAUAAGGUUGUCCUGGAUAUUGACUACUCGGUGCAUUCGCGGCUUAUCGCCACCGGCCACGCCGAUCGGUCGAUCAGGCUGUGGGACCCGCGGUCCGACGACAACACGGUGGUCAAGCUGCGCCUUACCAGCCACAAGGGCUUUGUUUCGAGCGUCGCGUGGGCGCCCAACUCGGCGUACAUGCUGGCAUCGGCGUCGCACGAUAGCACCAUUAAGGUGUGGGAUAUUCGCAGCCGCACACCACUGUACACCGUGUACCCGUCCAGCGACAAGGACAAGGGAAAGAAGCUGCUGGCGCUUGACUGGCACGAGUCCUUGCUGCUUGCUGGUGGCGAGAGCGGAUCGCUCAGGAUCCAUUCGGUCAACAGCCAGUACGAGGACGCUGCGCAAACGCUGGUCCAGGCUGAGGACUGAUCUGCUGAUUUAAUUGUUUUCUCAUUUUUAGAAAUAAAGAUCUAGGUUGGAGGAGCUGCAAAAAAAAGACUCACAAAUACAAAUAAACUAAAAAAUGAACAGUAUUGAUGUUUUGGCGUGUUUUUCAGUUGCGUAGCUUUAAAGACUUUUACAAAAACAAUACUCGCAAAAGAAAAAGGCAUUGUCGAUGAUGGCGAUAUGCGCUUAGUUGGUAAUGCCAUGUGGUGCGCCGCAAAGGCGCAAGUGGCCAAAAUAAAGUGCAAAUAGAAAAGUGCAAAUAGAAAAGUGCAAAUAGAAAAGUGCAAAUAGAAAAGUGUAA